AUGAACCCUGAGCCGACUCUGACAGCACUUGGGCUCCCGAUGGAGGGUGAUGAUGACGAUAGUUAUGAUGCUGUAGUCCAGAGAUUCCAAAACGUUGUCUCUCAGCUAGACUCAGCUGCUUUGGACGAGCUCAUGAACGAGCAAUAUCGCCAAGCAGGCUCGAUUGCAUAUACGACAGACGAGUACUUCGCAACUGAGCAGGGACAGCAAUGUGCUAAAGUCGGCCUUUACGAACUAUCAAAGGAUACUCGGUCUAGCCAGCCGCCUGGAUGGUGGCCUGAAGUUCAAUCACAGGCUACAGAGUCAUCCUCGAUAAGGCCUCUUGCAGGUCUGAAAGUUGUUGACUUGACACGUGUUAUUGCCGGCCCUGCUGUGACGCGUGGCUUGGCAGAGUUGGAUGCGAGCGUCAUGCGAGUCACGUCGCCCAACAUCACCGAUCUCUCAGCCGUCCAUCAGGAUCUGAAUUGGGGUAAAUGGAAUUGUCACUUGAACAUCAAGAAUCCGGAGGACCAGGAAAAGCUGCGGGAGUUGAUUCGAGAAGCGGAUGUAGUCGUGGAUGGCUACAGACCUGGUGUGAUGGAACGUCACGGUCUCGGCCGCCAAGCUAUCUUCGACCUUGUCAGAGACCGAUCCCGCGGCAUAAUUCAUGUCCGAGAGAACUGCUACGGGUGGCAUGGGCCAUGGAGCCACCGGAGCGGAUGGCAGCAGAUCAGUGAUAUCUGCUGUGGUGUAUCGAUUGGCUACGGUAAGGCGAUGGGCCAUGAUGAGGCAGUGACUCCGGUUUUCCCUAACUCAGACUAUUGUACUGGAGUCUGUGGAAGUGCUGCUGUUCUUGACGCUCUUGUGAAACGAGCCGAGCAAGGUGGCAGUUAUGGCAUCGACGUGGCACUAAAUUACUACUCAGGGUGGCUAGUCCGCUCCUGUGGUAUGUACCCGGAUGAUGUUUGGAAUGAGGUCUGGCAAAGGCAUGGUUCGCCAGUCUUCCGCAAGUACCAUUCUAUGCUCCAUUUACUGCCGUCGAUGAUGAAGUUGUUGAAGGAACACGAUGCCGCCACGCUAUUCAACCCGGAUUUCUUCGAAGCUCGCCAUGCCAAAAAUAUGGACACUACUUUUGUCCAGGUGAAGCCAAUUGCUCAAUUCAACGACCAGAGCGUACAGUUAGGAUACCACGUGGGUACACGGGGUAACGGGGUAGACUACCCUAGAUGGCCGAAAGACCUCAGCGUUGAGACUGUACAGCAAGAUAACUAA
Molecule: messenger RNA, 1251 nt
Organism: Colletotrichum truncatum
Lineage: Eukaryota; Fungi; Ascomycota; Sordariomycetes; Glomerellales; Glomerellaceae
Product: putative alpha methylacyl-CoA racemase
Molecular function (GO): catalytic activity
Source: RefSeq, a predicted model, not a curated record